Molecule: messenger RNA, 1183 nt
Organism: Lampris incognitus (smalleye Pacific opah)
Lineage: Eukaryota; Metazoa; Chordata; Actinopteri; Lampriformes; Lampridae
Gene: apoa1a
Product: apolipoprotein A-Ia
Exons: 4
Coding region: 62-898 (278 amino acids)
Biological process (GO): lipid transport; lipoprotein metabolic process
Cellular component (GO): extracellular region
Molecular function (GO): lipid binding
Source: RefSeq, a predicted model, not a curated record
AUGGGGCUAAGGUUCACCUUUUACAUGUGGAUUUACAGACCUAUAUAAGCUAUUCAGUCUUAUGAGUCUUUCUCAGUCUCACAGAGCAGCAACCCUUCAGGAGUUCACCAUGAAAUUUUUGGCUUGUGCAUUGACCCUCUUGCUGGCUGUCGGCUCCCAGGCCAGGGCCGUCCAGAACGAUGCCCCCUCCUCACUGGAGCAGGUGAGGGCUGCCACCAUGCUCUACAUGAACCAGGUGAAGGAGUCCGCCCAGAGGACCCUGGACCACCUGGAUGGAACUGACUUUGCUCAGUACAAGAUGAAGCUGUCAGAGAGCCUGAAUAAUCUCCAUACGUACGUCCAGACAUCAUCUCACACCCUGACCCCUUACGGCGAGACAGUCUCAGCCCAGCUCACAGAGAUGACUGCACAGGUGCGCGGCAAGGUCAUGGCUGACAUCGACGAGCUACGUAUUCAGCUGGAGCCCAAACGUGAAGAACUGCAGCGGGUGGUACAACAACACAUUGAAGAGUACCGUGCUAAGAUGGAGCCCAUUUUCAAUGAUUACAUGACCAAGAGCCAAGAGGAAGUGGAGGCUUUGAAGACCAAGCUGCAGCCCCUGAUGGAAGAGAUGCGCGGCCAGGUGGCAGUUAAUGUGGAGGAGACAAAAGCCAAGCUUAUGCCCAUGGUGGAGACAGUCCGCUCUAGGCUGAAUGAGCGCCUGGAGGAGCUGCGCAGCUUGGCCAACCCCUACGUUGCAGAGUACAAGGAGCAGCUCACAAGCAUUGCUGGUGAUUUGAAGGACACGAUCUCGCCGCAUACCCAGAACCUGCAGACCAUGCUGGAGCCCUACAUGGAGGACCUGAAGACCAAGGUCAUGUCCCUCUAUGAGCGCAUCGCCCAGGCCAUCAAUGCAUAAACACCAGACCAAGCCAAAUUUUCACAUUCACCUUCCACUAGUACAAAUGAACAAGAAACUGGCUCACACUAAUGAAUUACAACCUUACUGAGGCACUUGCACAUUACCUAAAGAACAACUCAAUUCAUUGGCAACUUGAACACCAGUAAACAUACAAACAUCCACCCAACCAUUUCUGUCAAAUAUAUUCUUGUUAUGGAAGAACACUGUCUGAUUCCAUAUUGCUGUGUGUAUACCAUACUUUGGAAGUGCAGAAGUGCCAAUAAAACCACAAAGUUUCCAAAA